GUACAAGGAUUCUUGGAAGUUCCGAUGAUCCCCAAAAUAUAAGGAGUUGUAAUUCACCUUUUUAUGUUUUUUUCUUCCCUUUUUCUUACUUUUUUUUUUUUUUUUUUUUUUUUUAAUAUAUACCUACCUUUUUCCUUUAUUUAUCCCCAUCAAAUUUUAUAAUAUAAUAUGGGUGGAAAUAUUUCACGCGAUCCACCUACUGGAAGUAGAAAGAAAUCGGGAUUUCGAAAUAAUUCGACAACAGCCUCUACGACAACCACCGCCGUAACAACCGCCUCCGCCAACACCGAAGAAAAAAAAGUAAUGAUACAAAAGCCAACAAAGAGAACGAUUUAUGGAAGGGCUUAUCACGCUAACGAGGAUAGUACGUAUAUGCUGCCGAGAGACGACAGAGAGAUUGAUAGAUUACAUGAGGAGCACUUUAUUACAAAGGAACUACUGGGAUUUAAUAUCAUGUCAGAAGCAUUGAAAGUCAUUGAUUUUCAAACAGGUGGGCUGGACAUAUUAGACGUCUGUUGUGGUCCUGCAACAUGGCUAUGUGAAACUAGUUUGGAAUAUCCUAAUUGUCAUUUUGCCGGCAUCGAUAUGUGUAGUCUUUGGCCACAAGUCAUUCGGCCUGUAAAUCUUAGUUUUACUGAAGCGGAUGUAUUACAAGGAUUGCCUUAUCCCGAUAAAAGCUUUGAUUUUAUUCAAAUGAGGUUCGUGGUGCUUGCUUUUAAAUCUAAUGAAUGGCCAUUUAUUAUAUCUGAAAUUAAACGUGUUUUAAAAGAUGGCGGUUGUUUCCAAUGUAUUGAAUUAGAUAUGCGGAUUACCACGUCGGAUACAGUGGUGAAGAGUUAUACAGAAGCUUUCGAAUCUUUUUGUGCUUCAUUUGGCCUAGAUGCUUCAAUAGGUGCCAAACUAGAUUUAUUACUGACGAACGAUGAUGGAGGAGGCGGAACAGAAAAUGAAUUGAGAAUUUUACAAAGCGAAUACCGAGAAAUACCACUUGGAUGGGGUGGUCCUAUUGGUGAUGCCUAUAUUCAAACGUUCCAAGGUGCUCUUGAUGGGUUAUCGCCUUGGCUGAAACAAUCACUGAAUAUCACAGACCACCAAGAUUAUGAAUCCUUAAUGAAAAAAACAACUCAAGCCUUAAUUCAAUCAAAGUCCUUUAUGGGUUUAUAUGCUUUCUUGUUACAGAAACCAUUAAACUAAUAUCUACUCCCUUUACUCUAUUUAUUCCCUGUAAUUUAUUUCUUUUUUCUUAAAAAAUCAAACCUAUUCCAAAAAACAUCACAAGCAUAACUUUUGUACAAUGGUAACAUUGUAACCUUAUACAGACCGGAGUUCUCUGCUCGAUUUCAUGUUUCAUUACGACAAUAAUUGUCGAUUCCAGAAGUCUCAAGGGACUCUUACUUUUAUGAAAUAGCUAAAAAAAUAGAUAGUCAGUCUAAGCACGAAUUGACACUAAAAAACAAUUGAUUAUGUAUUUAUUCUCAGCUACAAUCACGCAUGUAAAGAGUGAGAGAUCUGAUAUGAACAUUACAUAUCUGUUUAGAGAUACGAUGACGUACAUGAAACCUUCUUUUUUAUAAAACUUCUUGAUUCACAC
This is a messenger RNA of Mucor mucedo, 1591 nucleotides long. Its product is annotated as S-adenosyl-L-methionine-dependent methyltransferase. The transcript has 6 exons. Lineage: Eukaryota; Fungi; Mucoromycota; Mucoromycetes; Mucorales; Mucoraceae. The annotation marks the transcript as partial. The record is from RefSeq and is a predicted model, not a curated record.